Molecule: messenger RNA, 690 nt
Organism: Phaeodactylum tricornutum CCAP 1055/1
Lineage: Eukaryota; Bacillariophyta; Bacillariophyceae; Surirellales; Neidiaceae
Exons: 1
Coding region: 1-690 (229 amino acids)
Source: RefSeq, a predicted model, not a curated record
AUGGUGGUCGCCGAAUCAUUGCUCUACCCUUCCUCGUCUUCGUGGAACUCAGCCUUCAAAUCGAGAGCUCCCCAAGACCACGGCAUUUCGACGGGAGCCUUUUCUUGGAGUGAUUCCGUGACCAACUGGAAAGCUGCCUUGGAUGAGCUCAAAGCCGACUUGAGUGCUCACCACGACGUCGUGUUCAUUGCCCGUGGGCCACUGCAGUGCUGGAUUGCGCAACUCUACCUGGAAAGCCAUCCCUUGGCGGGCCUCAUAUUGGUAGAUCCACUGCCUUUGGACGAUCGCAACGGAAUCAAUCAAUUCGAGUUAUACUACGAAAAACACUCCUUCAAACAGAGCAAAGAGUAUCAUAUUUUUCGCAGUAUCCUGGACGACACGACCAUGUCGGCCCCAAUACCGCACGCUCUGCAAUUGGAAGCCGGAGCGGUACCCAUGAUGGUGUGGCACUCCAUUCCUCGUCCAGCCUUCAAACGCGCCGCCGAUUCCACCGCCCAGCGACAUUCGAAUUCCAACGGUCCGUUUGGAAUUGUUCCGGUCUUGCAGCUCCACCUUCCCCUCGUCAAGAGCACUCCAAACGUCCUCGGUAUAAACUCUCUAGAAAACGCAAAGGGGGGUUUAGAAAUGGACAAGUACGCUCGAGAAGCAGUAGAUAUUGCCUGCUCCUGGACGAUUGAUCAGGUUCUAUAA